Molecule: messenger RNA, 1440 nt
Organism: Sodiomyces alkalinus F11
Lineage: Eukaryota; Fungi; Ascomycota; Sordariomycetes; Glomerellales; Plectosphaerellaceae
Product: glycosyltransferase family 4 protein
Exons: 1
Coding region: 1-1440 (479 amino acids)
Biological process (GO): GPI anchor biosynthetic process
Cellular component (GO): glycosylphosphatidylinositol-N-acetylglucosaminyltransferase (GPI-GnT) complex
Molecular function (GO): phosphatidylinositol N-acetylglucosaminyltransferase activity
Source: RefSeq, a predicted model, not a curated record
AUGGCCCGAACAUAUAACAUUGCCAUGGUCUGCGACUUCUUCUUCCCACAACCAGGAGGAAUCGAAAGCCACAUCUAUCAGCUUUCGUCCAAGCUGAUCGAUCGCGGCCACAAAGUCAUUGUCAUCACCCACGCUUACGAGAACCGCAAGGGGAUUCGGUACCUGACCAACGGCCUCAAGGUCUACCACGUCCCCUUCCUCGUCAUCUACAGACAGGCCACUUUCCCCACUGUCUUCUCCUUCUUCCCCAUCUUUCGAAACAUCGUCAUUCGCGAGCGCAUCGAGAUCGUCCACGGACAUGCCAGCUUGAGUAGUUUCUGCCACGAGGCCAUCCUUCACGGCCGCACCAUGGGCCUUCGAACCGUCUUCACCGACCACUCGCUCUUUGGCUUCGCCGAUGCUGCCAGCAUAUUGACCAACAAGAUACUCAAGUUCAUUCUGAGCGAUGUCGAUCACGUAAUAUGCGUCAGUCACACCUGUAAAGAGAACACCGUCCUCCGAGCUUCUCUCGACCCUCUCAUGGUCUCGGUCAUCCCCAACGCCGUCGUCGCAGACAACUUCCGACCUCGCAGCUAUCCUUUGCACCCUUCGGCCGACGGCUUCGCUCCCAACCCGCCACCGGCGAAUCAUCCGGGACCCAACGACGUGAUUACCAUUGUCGUGAUAUCCCGGCUCUUCUACAACAAGGGCACGGAUCUCCUGACGGCGGCCAUCCCGCGCAUCCUUUUCAACCACCCGAACACCCGUUUCAUCAUCGCCGGUUCCGGCCCCAAGGCGAUCGAUCUCGAGCAGAUGAUCGAGCAGAACGUGCUACAAGACCGCGUCGAGAUGCUGGGCCCCAUCCGCCACGAAGAAGUGCGCGACGUCAUGGUACGGGGCCACAUCUACCUCCACCCCAGCCUUACGGAGGCCUUUGGCACGGUGAUCGUCGAGGCCGCCAGCUGCGGCUUGUACGUCGUGUGCACCCAGGUGGGCGGCAUCCCGGAGGUGCUCCCUUCGCACAUGACCGUCUUCGCCAAGCCCGAGGAGGACGAUCUCGUGGCCGCCACCGGCCGCGCCAUCGCGGCCCUCCGCGCGAACAAGGUCCGCACCGAACGGUUCCACGAGCAGGUCAAGAAGAUGUACUCGUGGGAGAACGUCGCCAUGCGCACCGAGCGCGUCUAUCACGGCAUCUACGGCGAGCUCAGCGACGACGAGUUUUACGGGUACGAAGGGUACGGCGUCAUGCGCGGCCGCGGCGGCCAGCAGAGCUUCGCCCUCAUCGAUCGGCUGAAGCGGUAUUACGGCUGUGGCAUUUGGGCGGGGAAGCUCUUCUGCCUCUGCGUUAUCAUCGAUUACUUGCUGUAUUUUGCAUUGGAGAUGCUGUUUCCGCGCGAGAAUAUUGAUAUUGCGCGCGACUGGCCGAGGAAGACGCGUCCGAAGUCCAGCAAGCAAACGUGA